AGUGAUUUGAUUUUCAUGACAUAUAUUUUGAUUUUACAUAUCUACUCUUUUUUCAUAAAUAAACAAUCAUAAAAAAUUAGAUUUCUAAGCACAGACUUCCUUUUAUAUAUGCCUUAUAUCUAAUCUCUUAUCAAAGGCACAGACGAGCUGACGAUAUCUUUAAUAAUGACUGGGGAUUCCGAGAAAGUCCACUGUUUCAAAGUGGAAAACAAGUUCAUUGUUAAAAGUGGAUGUAAGAAACGUAUGUGGAGAUCACUAAAGCAGAUAUUGGCGACUGACAGAACUUUACCAUGGCCCAAUGAUGCUGUUUUAUAUUAUUCAAUAAAUGCACCACCUACAUUUAAACCAACAAAGAAAUAUUCGGACAUUUCUGGGCUCCCUGCACCCUAUGUUGACCGUCACUCAAAACUAUACUACAGUAAUGCUGAUGAGUUUGCUACAGUGCGAAGCCUGCCCAUGGAUAUUACUGCAGGAUAUUUACAGUUGAGAGGAGCUACUACUAUUGUUGGAUAAUAAUACUUUAAUUUGAAAGCAGUGUUAUCUCUCUAAAAUGUCAAAUUCCUCUGGGAGUUGUACUAUUAUACUAACUUUACUCAAGUAAUGACUAUGUUGUUGAACAUAAUACUGGAGUUUGGUUGGUUUUUACUUUAAACAUAAAUUAAUCUAAAGAAAAUGAUUGCAAUCCUAUAUUUUAAUCUUUGAAACUAUAAAAUAAACUUCUUACCUUAUUAUUAUUCAUUUAUUUAUUUGUAUUGUAUAGAGAAGUAAAAUAUAAAUGAAAGAUAAAUUAAUAUUGCAGUGAAAUUAUUAGCUAAUUAAUGAUUUGCAAAAAUAUAUAUAAAUAUAGCAAUAUUUUGUAAAUAUCUAUCUACUCUAUAAAUGAAGGCUGACUUAAUAAUAAUAAUGGAUAUCCUGAGUAAUUACUUAAA
Maniola jurtina (meadow brown) is the source of this 929-nucleotide messenger RNA. Its product is annotated as INO80 complex subunit C. NCBI's taxonomy places the organism in Eukaryota, Metazoa, Arthropoda, Insecta, Lepidoptera, Nymphalidae. The coding region runs from base 166 to 513 and encodes 115 amino acids. The record is from RefSeq and is a predicted model, not a curated record. The transcript has 2 exons. Gene Ontology annotation, biological process: chromatin remodeling. Gene Ontology annotation, cellular component: Ino80 complex.